This is a messenger RNA of Oryza brachyantha (malo sina), 966 nucleotides long. RefSeq names its product NAC domain-containing protein 92-like. Gene Ontology annotation, biological process: regulation of DNA-templated transcription. Gene Ontology annotation, molecular function: DNA binding. The transcript is spliced from 2 exons. Bases 1 to 966 code for a protein of 321 amino acids. Lineage: Eukaryota; Viridiplantae; Streptophyta; Magnoliopsida; Poales; Poaceae. The record is from RefSeq and is a predicted model, not a curated record.
AUGGGAGAGCAGCAGCAGCAGCAGCCUGAGCUGCCUCCCGGGUUCAGGUUCCAUCCGACGGACGAGGAGAUCAUCACCUUCUACCUCACACCCAAGGUGCUUGACAGCAGGGGAUUUUGCGUGGCCGCCAUUGGAGAGGUCGACCUCAACAAGUGCGAGCCAUGGGACUUGCCAGGGAAGGCGAAGAUGAUUGGGGAGAAGGAGUGGUAUUUCUACUGCCAGAAGGACCGCAAGUACCCGACAGGGAUGAGGACGAACAGGGCGACGGAGGCCGGCUACUGGAAGGCCACCGGCAAGGACAAGGAGAUCUUCCGCCACCACCACCUGCUCGUCGGCAUGAAGAAGACGCUCGUCUUCUACAAGGGCAGGGCUCCCAAGGGCGACAAGACCAACUGGGUCAUGCACGAGUACAGGCUCGCCGACGCCUCCUCCUCUGCAGCAGACCCCACUCCCAGCCCCAGGCACGACGACUGGGCCGUCUGCAGGAUCUUCCACAAGAGCUCCGGUAUCAAGAAACCCUUAAUGCCAGUGCCCAUGCCGAUGCCGGUGCAGCUUCAGGCCACCUACCACCAGCAGAUGGCCAUGGGCAUCAUCCCCAUGCCAAUGCAGCCCAUGGUCGACCUGCAGGUUGACGACUUCCCCAACGGCCUGCCUCCUCUCAUGGCACCCGCACCGCCGCCGCCUGGUUCUUCCUACUCCACGCUGCCUGGCUUCCCCGGCUCCGGGCUGCCGCUUCCGAUGAACGGCGGCGGGCAGCAGUUUGGGAACCCGCCGGCGCCGAUGCCGCAGUUUUACCACCAGCAGAUGGACGGCGGCUACGUGGGCGAGCCAGUGAGCGAGCCGUCGUCGCUGGUAUCGCAGGACACCGAGCAGAACAGCAACAACGCCGCGGCCGCCGCCGCCGCCGAGAUCUCAUCGGUGGCAUGCAACAUGGUAGCCAUGGACGGAGCCAUGUGGAAAUACUGA